ACUAAUAAUUGGAGACAUUGCUGCUGUGAGCUGCGCGUGAGCUCUCAGCCGCAGAAAUGCAGCACGAGCGCCUGCUCAAAGUUCUGGUGAUAGGGGACUUGGGGGUCGGGAAGACUUCCAUCAUAAAGCGCUACGUGCAUCAGGUCUUCUCUCAGCACUACAGAGCCACCAUCGGGGUGGACUUCGCACUCAAAGUGCUGCCCUGGGAUCUCCCCACCGUGGUUCGGCUGCAGCUGUGGGACACGGCGGGACAAGAGCGCUAUGGAAACAUGACCCGCGUGUACUACAAAGAGGCAGUCGGGGCACUAGUCGUCUUUGAUAUGACCAGACUGUCCACAUUUCAGGCUGUCCUAAAGUGGAAAGGGGAUCUUGACUCCAAGGUCGCCCUGACUAACGGGAGACCGGUUCCAGCCGUCCUGUUGGCGAAUAAGUGUGACCAGCGCAGGCAUGGCUUGUGUCCCAAGCUGCCCAAACUGGAGAACUUCUCCAGGGAGUAUGGAUUUGUGGGCUGGUUUGAAACUUCUGCAAAGGACAACACCAACAUCGAUGCAGCCAUGGCAUGUUUGGUGAAAAACAUCAUGUCUGUAGAGGAGGAAAACGCGUUGAAGGACGAGGCUGACAAGGAAGCAGAGGGAGGGGUAAUCGUUCUGCCUCACUUUGACUACAACACCAAGGCGAAAGGUCUAAGUGGAUGUUCAGCUUGCCCCAGUAAACCCAAACAUGAAGGCAGUGACUAAGGCAGAAGGGGGAGUUUAAACACAUUCUUUUAAAAUAUUUUAAAUAUGUAUAUGAAUACCCCCCUCUUAAACACCAACUCCAUUAUCUGCUUUUGAUCAAUAAUCAUCAAGAUUGCUAAGAAAAUUUCAAGAAUUUCUUUCCUGAAACAGAUGUAGAGUGGAGCUCAUCAAUGAGCUUUACAUAACAACCUUUCCUCUCACUUAAAUUUCCCUUUUUAUAUGAUUUCUUGAGUUUUUCAAGUGAUCAUGUAAACAAAAUAUUCCAACAUCAUUUGUCCUAUAGCGUCAGUUUUCAAUUUUUUUAAAUAUUUGGUUUCUUUCCACAAAUCUAACUUCUUCAUACCUAUUUAUCUGAUUUUUUGUUGUUGUAAUUUUUCCAUAUUAACAUGUAAAAAGACUACUUGGUUAGAAAAAUAGGUAGAAAAUACCAGAAAUUCCAGCAAAUGUUUAUUGAAAAUUAAAAGAACAAGGACAGAGGCUGGAUGUUCCACAGCAAACUUCCACAGAUGAAAAGGACUACAGAAGCAUGUAGCUCAUUUAAUAGAUGUAAACUGUCCGUUUUAACUUUUAAGACAGUAAAUAUGGCUAAUUUUAAUAAUAUUUAAUUAAAUUCAGUACAUAUGUAUUUAUAUGGGCCCUUAACAAGACCACAGCCAAAGAAGGCGCCUCAGGUUAAACAACUCCUAAGCUUUGUUCACAUAGCUCUCAAGAACAUGACUUCAAGCACCAGCUUCCAAUGAGUCUAUGUGAACGAAUAAAUGCACAAUUUCAGUCUUCUGUGUUUAAAAUGUGCAUCCCCUCCAGGGAAGCGCGCCCCACAGUUUGAGAACCACUGUUCUAGUAUAUACUUAAUUUUAGUAAUGACUCACCAACGUUGGUGAGCAACCUUCAUCAGAAUUUCAGUUUUCCUAUUUUUUUUUUUUUUUUUAAAGUAGCUUCAGUUUUAGUACACACAAAAAAUGUAUUUUAAUCUGUUUUCUCACUUUUAAUCACCUUUGUUUAAGUCAAGUUGCUGUGUUAAUUUAUAUUGCGUGUUCCAUUAAUACAUUUUUUUAACUGGAUUUUUAUUUGUUUCUGCACCAAUAUAAAUAAUAAACAUUUGUUUUCAUAAUA
Oryzias latipes (Japanese medaka) is the source of this 1850-nucleotide messenger RNA. Its product is annotated as ras-related protein Rab-32. Gene Ontology annotation, cellular component: trans-Golgi network; late endosome; Golgi apparatus. Gene Ontology annotation, biological process: endosome to lysosome transport; phagosome-lysosome fusion. The record is from RefSeq and is a predicted model, not a curated record. Gene Ontology annotation, molecular function: GTP binding; GTPase activity. NCBI's taxonomy places the organism in Eukaryota, Metazoa, Chordata, Actinopteri, Beloniformes, Adrianichthyidae.